Molecule: messenger RNA, 431 nt
Organism: Salvia hispanica
Lineage: Eukaryota; Viridiplantae; Streptophyta; Magnoliopsida; Lamiales; Lamiaceae
Product: thioredoxin H2-like
Source: RefSeq, a predicted model, not a curated record
AUGGGAGUUGGAGCUUCCACCGGUUAUGGGACUUCACCUGCAAGAACUUACAGAUCAACGACGAGGAAAGGCCAGGUAGUCGCGUUCCACUCGUCAAAGACCUGGAAAAUCCACUUUGAAGCCUCGAAACUGACCCCAAAACUGCUCGUUGUUGAUUUCACGGCAGCAUGGUGCGGGCCCUGCCAGUAUAUUCAACCUGCAGUAAACGAAUUUGCAGAAACAUACACAGACGUGGACUUCAUCAAGAUUGAUGUUGAUGAGUUGGACGAUGUGGCACAGGAAUUCGGGGUUCAGACAAUGCCGACUUUUGUGCUGAUAAAGAGAGGGAAAGAGGUCGAUAAGGUUGUUGGAGCCAAGAAGGAAGACCUGAGGAAGAAGAUUGACAAGCAUAGAAUCUAAACACAGAACAUAGUAGCUCUAGUGAGUUUUCA